AUGCGGGGCAGCAGGCGCAUGGUACCGCUGGCGCGCCUCCAGUCCUGUGCCCGGCGCGCAAGACUGCUGUCCCCCUUUCCCAAGCCCUGGUCACCAUUCUCGUCCUCCUCCGACGGCCCUGACGCCCCUGGCGACCCGGAUGCCCAGCCCAAUGGCCACGGCCGGGGCAGGGGCCGAGGCGCCCUGCCCAAAGGCUACCGGGAGCCUGCGGACGCAUUCGAGUUUCGGUUGAGAGAAAGGAAGGGAGAGGCCUUGGCGGGAAUGGGGCGCGGGGCGGCAUCGGGGAAGCUGGCCGAGAGAGUUGGCUUGAUGCCGAUGGCCGAUGAUGGGAUUGGGGAGGCGGGGAGAUCGCAGGUGGCGGGCGGGGCCCCGGGGCCAAGGGACGACAGGGCGAGGAGAUACGGUGAGGGCGGAGAGUCGGGGGCGGCCGCAGGCGACGCGGGUGCCCCUUCUCGAUUGCGAGCUGCGCCUGAUGAGGAUGCCCAACUGCGAACACAUGUUCAUGGCAAUCAGGGGGCUGAUCGGGAAGAUCCGAUGCUUUCAGCAUCCAAAGUGCAGGGUAGAGAACAGGGAGGUGAAACUUCUGCUGAGGGCAUUGUUCCCAUGGAGGCGACGCAACGGAGAGAAGUGGCCGAGUCAGUUGCAUUUGGGGAAGCAAAGGCCGAGAAAAAGGCAUGGGCAGAUGGGUUGACCCCUGGGGCGAAAUCGCAUGCAGGGGGAGCAAAGCCAGAGGAAACGGCAUGGGCAGAUGAGUUGACCCCAAGAGCUAAAUCGCAUGCAGAAUCUGAUUGGAUGGCAGAACUCUACCCACGACCUCCAGUGAAGCAAUGGGGUACACGGGAUCAGGCAUCUGAAUCACAAGAUCAAGUUAAGAAGCCAGGCGUUGUCUUGCAAGAAAGGGCAUCUCCAGAUCUGGAACCUCUCGUAAGGGAUGUGGAAGCAGUGCCUCCAACUGUAGGCACAACUGUUUCACCACAACACCGUGCCGAAGAGCAACAUGUUGUGACAACAUUGCCAUCAUCUGAUGGAAUGCAGGCAGUGACAAUGGAAGGCAGCACACUGGAGAGGCUGACAACAGGGACGGGGACUGGAGAAGUGGCUACAGCAGCACACGUUGAAGAUAAAGCAAAGAAAGCUGCAGAAUUGAAGGAAGAUGUGGCAACCCCUGAGCCCCAUGCGUUGGCGUCUGCCGGAGAGCGACCUGAAGGGGAGCAGGCUGCUGAAUCGGCAAUGGACAGCUUCAUGGCAAGACACGAAGGAAAAGUUGGUCCUAGUGAUGAAGCAUCAGGAUUGGCUGAUGUGCACGUGGGUAAAGAAGGGCAGGAUGGCAAAUCAGCAAUCGAUCGUUUCCUGGCAAGAGCUGCAGAAAGGGCUAGGUCCCAGGUACGCCGAUCAGUAGUGGCCGACGCUGGUGUGGUGGACACCGAUGAGGGUGGGGAAAUCAGGGAAUCACUCAUGGAGAGGUUGGGCUGGAGAGCAGAUGCUAUGGCACCCACAGAAGCCCCAGACGUUGCUGAGCCUGUAAAAUCGGUUCCAAGAAGCGAGCUGGCUGAGCGCCUGGGGUGGAUCGAGGCAACACAAGAAGAGAUUCCUUGGGAGGAGGAAGACGGGCGCAGGCCAGCACGGCAAAGUAUGGACUGGAGACAUGGAACAGGCAGGGGAUAUACCUGGUCACCGUACAAGAAGGAGAGAGAAAGCCCUGAAGAGCGAAGGCAAAGAGGAGUGAGAGGCGGACGUCGCCGGGGACCUGGGCCUGGUAUGGAGGCCAGGGAGGAAGGCGUCGAGGGGGAACCGCCGUCAAGGAGGCCUGGUCGAAGAGACGAAGAUGAAGAAGAGGAGAUUGUCCCACCUGAUUAUCCACCUCACAAUCCAGCAGAGUAUUAUGUGCCCAAUGCCUUAGAAGCAGCUGGCCUAGAGCUGGGUCAGCAUGACUACAUGGAUUUGGAGAGAAUGUUCCAGCUGGCGCUCGAGCCUCAGCACAGCAUAAAUUUUGGCCCUCCUGUUCACUGGAGCCGCCUCACAAAUAGGAUAAGCCCAGAGCAGUACUUGGAGGCAAACAAGCACAAAGUCGUGGAGGUGAUGAAGGUGCAAGGCAUGGAAUUGACGGAAGAAACUUGGAAGGAAGUCAAAGAGAAAAGCAUCAAAGACUUUCAGGAAUGGGAAAAGCAAAUGGACAUGGAGAAACUCAUGGCUGGCGACAGCCUUUUUGGCAAUGUGAAGGCCGAAGAGAGAUUCCUGCAAGAGCUUGUUGAAGAAAACGUCCCUGCAGGGCAUCCGCUCCUGGGCCACAUGCAUCAAACCCUGAAGUCGCUGGAGAACAAUCCGCACUGGACGUUUCAGCAGAAGGCAAAGUUCAUUUCUGGCAUGAUUAAGGAUUUGAAUUCCCAACAGGCAUCGUCAGGGCACUAG
Molecule: messenger RNA, 2409 nt
Organism: Ostreobium quekettii
Lineage: Eukaryota; Viridiplantae; Chlorophyta; Ulvophyceae; Bryopsidales; Ostreobiaceae
Source: the annotation of a GenBank genome assembly